Messenger RNA from Polyodon spathula (Mississippi paddlefish), 1328 nucleotides. RefSeq names its product actin-related protein 2/3 complex subunit 5-like protein. The coding region runs from base 304 to 756 and encodes 150 amino acids. Lineage: Eukaryota; Metazoa; Chordata; Actinopteri; Acipenseriformes; Polyodontidae. Gene Ontology annotation, biological process: Arp2/3 complex-mediated actin nucleation; cell migration; regulation of actin filament polymerization. The transcript is spliced from 4 exons. Gene Ontology annotation, cellular component: Arp2/3 protein complex; actin cytoskeleton; cytoplasm. Gene Ontology annotation, molecular function: actin filament binding. The record is from RefSeq and is a predicted model, not a curated record.
GCGAUCAAACCGUGUGCAUGUAUGUUGGUACUGAUCGAUGCCAAGUUGUUAACCACAGCACCCACAGGUACCUGCAGCGUUUUGAAGCCGCCACUGUGAGGUAAUUCCGUUUCCGCUGCACUGGUAGCAAAGCUGCCAUAUUCCUGGAGGAGGCUGGCAGCAGAGAGAGGCAUCGAGAUUCGGCUUUCGCGAGUUUCUGCGCUGCGAAACCAAGAGACGUUGCUUGCAGGGCGGAGGUCACCUUGCUUUCGUAUCCAGCGCAGGCUGCAGCAGGACGGGAUCAGCUCACUCUGAAGUGCCCCGAUGGCGAAGAACACCCUAUCGUCGCGGUUCAGGAAGGUAGAUAUCGACGAGUAUGAUGAGAAUAAAUUCGUGGACGAGCAGGAGGAAGCGGCCGAGCAACAGGGGCCGGACGAGGCCGAGGUGGACAGCCUCAUCAGGCAAGGGGACAAUAUGGCAGCUUUUCACGCAGCCUUGCGGAAUCCUCCAGUCAACACCAAGAAUCAGGCAGUGAAGGAGCGUGCCCAGGGAAUAGUUCUCAAAGUCCUUACGUCUUUCCGAAGUAGUGAGAUAGAGCAGGCUGUGAAGUCAUUAGACAAGAACAGUGUUGACUUAUUAAUGAAGUACAUUUACAAAGGCUUUGAAAGGCCUUCAGACAACAGCAGCGCAAUCUUACUGCAGUGGCAUGAAAAGGUGUUUGCAGUAGGUGGAUUAGGCUCUAUAGUAAGAGUCCUCACGGCACGAAAGACUGUUUAAAAACUCGGACUAUACUUUGACCCGAGAAGAAAGAAAUGCUAUCAAGAAGAGACGGAUAGAACGGUUCGAGGAGGAAAAAGAUUUAUAUGACAAUACUGCAUUCUUCCACAAAUGAAAAUUUAUGGAAAUGUAUGAAAAUAAUAUUUUGUGAGAAAAAAAAUGUAUGUUGGAAUGAUUUUUAGCGAAUAAGGUUGUGAGGGGAAGUCUACUGUAUUGCUGUACAUUUUUUUUUAAUCAUAUGCAAGAUCUUGCACAUCCUCGCAUUCCCUUACCAUUAUUUUUGUUUUUACUUUACAAUAACGUAAAUAUGACAAUUUAAAGGUUGACAAAACUGACAGGCUGUUUGUAGCCAAUGUUUUACAAACAGUCCCAGUGUGUGCCAUCUAAACGGGGCAUAAGCUGAAGUACUGUAUGGGGUGUGGUAGUGUUUUAUUUGGCGGAUGGCAGUUUUGAGGGCUUUAUUUAAUGCACCCCCCCCCCCCCCCCCCUCCCUCCCCCCUCCCCCUAUAAUCUCAUUUUACUGGGGUGAUUUCAUUGUAAAGUGCCUGCUGAAAUAAAGCUCUUGGAUCAUC